GUUUCGUUCCUUUUCUUGCGGGGGUGGGGCGACAAUAAGUUGUCGGCAUGAAGAUGUGCGGCAGGGAAUAGGGGGGGUGGGAAAGGGGAAGGGACCGUUAAAUGGCAAAUUGUGUUGUGGGUAUGGAAGUGGACAGGAGGAUGGAUCAACAUUGAGCACCAAUACCACACCUUACCGGAACAAGGUUUGUCGAUAGACGAGUGGGGGCUUCCAGAGCACCUUUGCCAGAAAGCGUUGUGCCGGUCGCGGAGAGGGAGGGGGGGGUGAGGUGGUCAUGGGGUAUCACUCGGGCCAUACAUUGAGUUUCUUUUCUCGAAUUCAAAUGCAUUCCCAUCAGGGCCAAAUUUGCAUUCCGGCUUGCGGAAAGGGAUACGGUGGAGUUCGCUCCGUGCUCCCUCGGGCCGCGGAGAUUGUUCGAGUCCCGGGGAUGGAGUAUGUACGGGGUAUGAUACUGGCACAGUAACUCGUUGGUUUGCGCUUUUUUGCGGUGUCGAUACAGUACCCAUUCGUCCGUGUUUUGGGGUGAGGGGGAUACUUGGCACUUCUGCUUUUACUAUGGGCGUUACUUUUUUGAUGGUUAGGUAUCGGGGUAUCGUAACUGGCAUUUGUUGUUGCGGUAGGUGUUAGAUGAGUCGUUAUUCAAGUCCUCGGCAGUCGACACUUGAUCGGUUUUAUCACUCUGCAUCAUUGGUAUCAUAUUUGCUGUUGUUCUCGGCUUACCAUCUUGGAUUUACCCGCUUCUUCGCGCCUUCCCGCGAAGGUGUUGGAAUGGCGUUAUCUCUGUCCCGGGGAUUGGCGACAAGGGGAUUUCUCAAGAUUUUUCAUGAGAAUACAUUUCUUUUUCCGUUUACGACAGCUUACAUUUCCUCCUCCCCGAUAAUUUGAUAUAUUUUACAUUUACCGGAGAGGAAAAAAAGAAAGAAAAAAAAGAAAA
This is a messenger RNA of Tuber melanosporum (Perigord truffle), 934 nucleotides long. RefSeq lists its product as uncharacterized. The record is from RefSeq and is a predicted model, not a curated record. NCBI's taxonomy places the organism in Eukaryota, Fungi, Ascomycota, Pezizomycetes, Pezizales, Tuberaceae. The coding region runs from base 275 to 463 and encodes 62 amino acids. The transcript is spliced from 3 exons.